This is a messenger RNA of Neospora caninum, 1350 nucleotides long. RefSeq lists its product as hypothetical. The transcript is spliced from 4 exons. NCBI's taxonomy places the organism in Eukaryota, Apicomplexa, Conoidasida, Eucoccidiorida, Sarcocystidae. The coding region runs from base 1 to 1350 and encodes 449 amino acids. Gene Ontology annotation, biological process: vesicle budding from membrane; late endosome to vacuole transport via multivesicular body sorting pathway. Gene Ontology annotation, cellular component: multivesicular body; ESCRT III complex; cytoplasmic side of plasma membrane. The record is from RefSeq and is a predicted model, not a curated record.
AUGAUGCGCCUUAUCUUCGGCAGAGGCGCGGCAGGCAAGAAGGAGGACGACACGCCGAUCGUCCCUGCCGACCCCAGCGCCACUUCGGACUUGGCCGAGGCAAUCCAUCGGAACAAGGAAGCCAUCGAGACGCUGGAGAAAAGGCAGCAACACAUCGAAAACAAGAUCCGCAUCCAGGAGGCCGCUGCGCGAGAGCGAGUGGCGUCAGGCGACCGCCGAGGAGCUCUGCUCUGUCUGCGCCGAAAGAAACUCUUUGAACAAGAUCUGGAGCAAGUGCUCACAUCUCGGCUAACACUCGAAACACAAAUCGUCACUCUUGAGGCGGCCCACACUCAGCAACUCGCCGUUCAGGCAAUUGCCGGAGCGGCAAAGGCACAUCGAAAUUUCAGCCAGAAACUGAGCAUAGGGAAGAUUGACCGCCUCCUCGACGACAUCCAGGAGCAACAGGACCUCCAGCAGGAAGUAACGCAGGUUCUCGCCCAGGGCCUUCCCCCUUUGGACGAUGCGGAGCUGCAGCGAGAGUUGAAUGCGUUGGAGGCGUCGGAAAUCGAGAACCGCGUUCUGGAGACUGCAUGCAACGCGCCGUCAGUCCCCGUCGACGACCCCACCCUUGCCGUGCCCACGCUUCUCCAGUAUCCGCAGCCCUGUUCUCCCGGCCUUCCUGUCGAGCAAGCGACACGGGACGCACAGCCCCUCUCCUCGGGUUUCGUCGCCCACGUGGCCAGCGGGCUCUCCUCCGCGUGUGCUGCUCCCGUCGCGACCGCGGGUCCCGGGAUGCGCCAGCAUGGCCUUCAUCGCCUGUCUACCUACUCGGCAUGUACCCCUCUUCCGGCGUUUUUGCGUGCGUCCGCCUCUUCUCAGCGCCUGGUGCAGGUUCCCAGUGAAUGCCGAACAAAGGUUCCUCUCAACUCGAUGGAACCUGCGACGGGACAGCCGUUUCCUCUGGAAAACGGAGCGAGCAGUCAAACCCGCGGCGGCCUUCGCAGUGGCUCCACGAGCGCGUCUCUGUUCUCUCUGCGCUCUCCGUCCGCUCACCACCCGAGCCCGUCGCCGUACGCAUCCGCUCGCACGCAGUCCCCGUCUAGCCGGUCCCAGUUCCGCGAGCAGUUCCUUCCGACAGAAGCAGGUCCAAGCCACGAAAGUCGCUUCCUGGACCAGUACAGAGAUCGACCGAGUAAGGCGGAGAGAGCAGCGGCAUGGACCGGAGAGACAAGAGCGCACGAGAGCUUCACUUUCGGGCCUGCGCGGGGACCGACGCUUCUCGAUGCGCCCGACUCUGCACAACGGAGUCGAGAGACUUGGAGUGACGAGGAACAGUUGAGGCUCCUCAUGGGCCAGCUGGGUCCGUGA